Messenger RNA from Tupaia belangeri chinensis (Chinese tree shrew), 4130 nucleotides. It is a transcript of the gene BACE2, whose product is annotated as beta-secretase 2. Gene Ontology annotation, cellular component: endosome; trans-Golgi network; plasma membrane. Gene Ontology annotation, molecular function: aspartic-type endopeptidase activity. NCBI's taxonomy places the organism in Eukaryota, Metazoa, Chordata, Mammalia, Scandentia, Tupaiidae. Gene Ontology annotation, biological process: amyloid-beta metabolic process; membrane protein ectodomain proteolysis. The record is from RefSeq and is a predicted model, not a curated record.
CUCCAAGUGGCCGGGGCCACGAGUCGCGGAGCCUCUCCUACCAGCGGGCCGGGGACCCCCGCCGCGCCCCGUGCAGACGGCCUGGCGCUCGCCUUGGAGCCCGCCGGGGGCGCCGCCAACUUCUUGGCAAUGGUGGACAACCUGCAGGGCGACUCUGGCCGCGGUUACUACCUGGAGAUGCUGAUCGGGACCCCUCCGCAGAAGCUACAGAUUCUCGUGGACACUGGAAGCAGUAACUUUGCUGUGGCGGGUGCACCUCAUCCCUACCUAGAGUCAUACUUUGACACAGAGAGGUCUCGCACGUACCGCUCCAAGGGCUUUGAUGUCACCGUGAAGUAUACCCAAGGGAGCUGGACAGGUUUUGUCGGGGAGGACAUCGUCACCAUCCCGAAAGGCUUCAAUAAUUCUUUUCUUGUCAACAUUGCCACUAUUUUUGAGUCAGAGAACUUCUUUUUGCCUGGGAUUAAAUGGAACGGGAUACUUGGACUAGCCUAUGCCACCCUGGCCAAGCCAUCAAGUUCUCUGGAGACUUUCUUUGAUUCUCUCGUGACACAAGCGAAGAUCCCCAACGUCUUCUCCAUGCAGAUGUGUGGGGCGGGAUUACCUGUCGCUGGAUCUGGUACCAACGGAGGUAGUCUUGUCCUGGGUGGAAUUGAAUCAAGUUUGUAUAAAGGAGAUAUCUGGUAUACCCCUAUUAAGGAGGAGUGGUAUUAUCAGAUAGAAAUUCUGAAGUUGGAAAUUGGAGGUCAAAGCCUUAACCUGGACUGCAGAGAGUACAAUGCGGACAAGGCCAUCGUGGACAGCGGCACCACACUGCUGCGCCUACCCCAGAAGGUGUUUGAUGCAGUGGUUGAAGCUGUGGCACGCACGUCUCUGAUUCCAGAAUUCUCUGACGGCUUCUGGACCGGAUCCCAGUUGGCAUGCUGGACGAAUUCUGAAACCCCUUGGUCUUACUUCCCUAAAAUCUCCAUCUACUUGCGAGAUGAGAACUCCAGUAGAUCAUUCCGUAUCACUAUCCUGCCUCAGCUGUACAUCCAGCCCAUGAUGGGGGCUGGCCUGAAUUACGAAUGUUAUCGAUUUGGCAUCUCCCCUUCCACGAACGCACUGGUGAUCGGUGCUACAGUGAUGGAGGGCUUCUACGUCAUCUUUGACAGAGCACGGAAGAGAGUUGGCUUCGCAGCAAGUCCUUGUGCAGAGAUUGCAGGUGCUCCAGUGUCUGAAAUUUCUGGGCCUUUUUCAACAGAUGACAUAGCCAGCAACUGUGUCCCUGCCCCAUCUUUGAAUGAGCCCAUUUUGUGGAUCGUCUCCUAUACUCUCAUGAGCGUGUGUGGAAUUAUCCUCCUUGUCUUAAUCAUCCUGCUGAUACUCCCGCUUCGGUGUAGGCAUCACGCCCGUGACCCUGAGGUCGUCAACGAUGAGUCCUCGCUGGUCAGGCAUCGCUGGAAAUGAAGAGCCAAGCCUGAACUCACGCAGCCUUGAACUCAGCUAUUAAAGAGUAACACUUCCAGGGCAGCAGGACUGAGAAACGAGGCAAGGCCUCCUCCUGUGUCCUUGGUCUUAAAUCUGUUCUGCUCCCAGAUGCCUUCCAGAGUCACUGUAUUUUGAUUCCUGAUUUUCUAGCUUCCAAUUCUUUUCUACUUCCAAGAAAAAUUAUAAUAAUAAUAAUAAUAAAAAAAAAACACCUCAUUCUAAACCAAAACAGACUGAAUUGGGCUUCAGGCUUUUGGAACUGGUCAUGCCAAACUUCUAGGUGUAACACAUAAAAAACAAAAAGCAAAGUAAGCCUCAACUAGUUCUCUUCUCUCUCUGAUCACUGGAAUAGUGAGUGUAUAUAAUUGAUAACCCCUCUCAGAAGCUUUUACUAUUAAUGGUAUUUAAGGGUAUUUUGUGCCAGGUCUCAACCUGGGUCAGAGUGAUACAAGGAGGCUCCUGAUGUGAUGGAGGGAGAAGCAGCCUGGGACCUGAUAUCUGCAUCCACCCCCUCUGAUGUGGGGAUAGAGCGGCGGCCCCUCUGUGUCUCUCUGGGUUCUAAAUGGGGGCCAGAAUCCACUAGGACAUCUUCACACAACAGGAGAGUGUUCUCACCAGCCUCUUCUGAAAUGGAAGGCCUUUUGCCCUUCGAGGAAGAGUGGGAAGAAAAACCUGCUCUUUUGUACCCAAUACUUCUGUAGUAUUGUUGGUGUAAACGAAAAGAAAAAAAAAAAAAAAACUACCUCUUUUGAGACUUUUCCCAGGGUCCUGUGCCUGGGUGGGGGUACAGGCAGCCUGAUUCCAGCCAUGGCCCUCACCCAUAAGAAUCCUCAUCCCAACAGGUGAGACAUAACUGGUGCUUAACCACGCAUCUGACCAGAGAAGUUCUGCCACCAAGCUGGUCGUUAGCACUUGCGUUUACUCUUACUUCAAAUUAAUGUAGUGUUUUCAUUGGGAACAUAAAUUCGAUUUCACUAGAUUGGUGGUUUCUUUUACCAGUUCUUUGGAAGUAGAUUGACUGUCAUCAUCUUGAGAAAUAAAAGCUCAUACUUCUGCCUGACCAUUGGGGAAGAUGCAAGACAUGAAAAGGACCUGGAAGGAACUACUUCUCCCCGUGCUUUGAAGCUGUGUGCUUCCCUGUUCAGAACCCCCUAGAUGAAGCAUACCCAUCUCAAGUAGCUUAACCAACCUGUCUAGCAAUCGAUCUGUGAUUUCUUUCUUUUGGCGUGCUCAAUCUUUGGUGACAGGUAUGCAGCUGUGUCCUUCUCUGGGAAAAAUCCCACUUGCUAUCACUAUUUGAGGCCUUUGCCAAAUACAAGAGGAAGCCUGUAAGUCCUGUGUAGCCAGCUUCACAUCUGAAGCAGACGAUCUGGAGCAGGGUUCAAAGCCAUUUUGCCUGGUCUCACUCGUGUGCCAAGUUCAGUGUUCACUUAGCAUUGUUAUUUGGGUGAGCUGGAGAAACAGUAAAAUUCUGCCAGCAGUGAUGAGGCCCCCUCUGCAGGACUGUCAUUUAUGAGAUGUUUCAGCCAUCUGCUCUGCUUCUUGGGCCCCCUGGUCACCUCCAAAUGGAGAAACGGGGGCCACUUAGGCAUGUCAUGGUGUCCUCGCACACUCUCCAGCAGCCAGAAGAAACUUCAGUGAGAAUCUCAUGAGAGAUUUGAAUUGCAUCUUAGAAGGAAUAUGAGAGUGUCGAAUGGGAAGUGAAGAUUCUGUUACUCAGAUGCUCAUUACCAUUCUGGUCUCAGCUAGUUAGGGCUAAUCAUUGCAAAGUGCAAUUCCCAGCCAGAAAUCUCUGAAAGUCGGGAGUUUGCUUCAUGUCCUGUUGACUUUUCCAUUGGUUCCUGUUUCGGGGGCCACUUUGCAUAGAAAUGAAGCCAGCACUUCUAGACUGUGCCUUCUCCUGGCUGUGAAAAAUCCAAACCCUUCAAGUAAAAGGAGGGAAUUGCAGGUGUGACCCAGUUAGCUGUGCUGCUUAUUUCUUUACCCAGGCAUCUUCUGUGCCACUGUAUUGUGUGAGGUUUCUGAGGUAGGGUGGCUUCCACUGAGGCAGAUUAGCAGGCACUGUUCUCAGAGUACAGGAUAAUAACAGGGUAGGUAUCCAGGUAGGGUUGUUGAGUGAAGUUUGCUAAACGACCCUGCAUUUCAGAUCAGAUUUCUUUACCUUUUCAUCUCAAAUGUUACCGAAUGUGACAUUUUAAUGGAAAUACCUAAGUUACAAAAGCAUAACUUAGCAACAAGAAUGAAAUAGACAAUUGAAGACGGGACAUUUUCCUGGCAUUUUUUUGCUGAAAAUUGGACUUUGAGUCAAAACCUUGUUAGUGACACCCACCUCCUGAGUUACAUAAAUUGAUACUUAGCUUGGCAAACUUUCAAGGAGGUUUGCUUUGAAGGGGAGAGGAAGUAGCAACUGAGUUGUCAUUUGUACUUUGUAAUACACUGUGGAAAAUGUGGGGCCCUUGCCUGAAAAAUACAACUUUCAAUUAAGUUGUUGUCAUGACCUUUGUCAGCUCUCAAAUGGGAAAUGGAUGCUUCCACAAUAUUAUUUUAAAUAAGAUAAUGCUUUUUAUUCUUGAUAACUGAUUUGGAAGUCUGAAAUGAAAUCUCGCCUUUGGUAACUGAAACUGAAACUGUUUAUUAAAAAGAGCAAGAAGCAAGAUGGA